Messenger RNA from Columba livia (rock pigeon), 5171 nucleotides. It is a transcript of the gene UBFD1, whose product is annotated as ubiquitin family domain containing 1. Gene Ontology annotation, molecular function: cadherin binding; RNA binding. The coding region runs from base 126 to 989 and encodes 287 amino acids. NCBI's taxonomy places the organism in Eukaryota, Metazoa, Chordata, Aves, Columbiformes, Columbidae. The record is from RefSeq and is a predicted model, not a curated record. The transcript is spliced from 7 exons.
CACCGCCCGCACCGCCCACCGCGCUGGGAGGGACGGAGGGGGCGGGGCUACGGGAGCCGGCGCGGCCCAGCAGGCGGCGGCGGGCGUUUCCCGGCGCGCCCCGCGGCGGAUUGUACACAAUCAUCAUGGCCGCUGCCGCCUCCGCCGCCGAUGGUGCCGCGGAGCCGGGCAUGGAGUCGGAGGAGCUGCCGCGGGGCUGCGGGGGAGAGGGCGGCUCGCCGGCGGCGGGGCGGCCUCCGGAGGGCGAGGAGCGGCCGGAGCCCCCGGACACGUCUGUCAGCAACGGCGGGGACGCGGCGGGCGGGCGGGAGCUGGUGGAGCUGCGGGUCAUCUGGAACAAGAACAAGUACGACGUGAAGUUCUGCCUGGACAGCACGGGGGCCGAGCUGAAGCAGAAGAUCCACUCGCUCACAGGGCUCCCGCCUGCCAUGCAGAAGGUGAUGUUCAAGGGGCUGCUGCCUGAGGAGAAAACCCUGCGGGAAAUCAAGGUGACAAACGGAGCCAAAAUCAUGGUCGUCGGCUCUACCAUCAAUGACGUUUUAGCAGUAAAUACACCGAAAGAAGCUGCUCAACAGGAGGUCAAAGCUGAAGAAAAUAAGAAGGAGCCACUCUGCAGACAAAAGCAACACAGAAAAGUAUUGGAUAAAGGAAAACCUGAUGACGUGAUGCCUUCUGUUAAAGGUGUUCAGGAGCGGCUGCCAGCAGUGCCAUUAUCGGGCAUGUACAACAAGUCAGGGGGAAAAGUCAGAUUGACCUUUAAACUUGAGCAAGACCAGCUAUGGAUUGGAACAAAAGAGAGAACAGAAAAGUUACCCAUGGGGUCCAUUAAAAAUGUGGUGAGUGAACCUAUUGAAGGACAUGAGGAUUAUCACAUGAUGGCGUUUCAGCUGGGCCCAACAGAAGCAUCUUACUACUGGGUCUAUUGGGUACCAACUCAAUAUGUUGAUGCAAUCAAAGACACGGUGCUGGGCAAGUGGCAGUAUUUUUGAAAGCACGCUCACCUCUGGCACAGGAAAAUGACACAAAGCUAAGGACACUGCUGGGAGAGGCCUCCACCGUCCCUGGAUGUGAUAGUCCUGGAACUUGUUAAUAAAAUAUGAGAAACGAGGCAUUGAUGGAAGCCAGAGGUGAUGUUCUUUCACCAUUAGUUUACUUUUAACUUAAAAGUUUCACCAUCCCUUUUCUGCAGUCAGCUUCAACCAUAUUUAAAGCAAAUACAAUGGAAAUCAAUAAAUCUUAAUUCACAAAAUAUUGUGUGUAAUACACUUAAAUCUGCUGAGAGUUGAUCUUCCAAUUUAGUUUUAAAAAGAAAAUAUUACAAUGUAUUAUUGAGGAUUUUUUACAUGGUUUGAACAAAAACAAAUAUUUUCAUAAUCUUUCAGUUACAAGCGUUAGACUUAAUUUAGUUACUUGGUUGUGACUGAGAAUUUCAGAAACAGUUUUUUAAAAAUAAACAGUAUGCAAAAUCAAUGUUUAGUAAGCCAUAUUCUGCUGGCCCUUUUAUUUCAGGUUUGACUCUUUGGUAGCAAAACUAAUUUGUUUUUUUUUUAACCCAAAGACCCCCUGCUUAUCUCUUUUUUUUCUUCUUUCUUUCUUUCUCCCCCUGCCCUUGUUUUCAGUACUGGAAGCUGGGGGUGGGUGCUGGGUGUAGCAUGCUUGGAGCAGGUGAAAACCACUGUGGCUGUUCUGUGACCGCAAUGACCCGGUGCUGCUUGCUGUCCCUGUCCAUGCCACCCGCCCUGUCCCUCCCUCUGCUCCCGCUGCCUCUGCCCCCUGUGCCGCGGGCUCGGGAGCGUGUUCCUGGUCACGCUGCUGCAGUCACCGUGCAGCUGCUGCGAUGCUGCUUCCCCGCGAGGGUCCUGCACAGUGCGGGAACCAGAGACCUCCCACCUUGUCUGGUGUGGGGAGCGGGGAGAGAGAAGCUCAGGUGCAUCCUGAAUAACUGCAGUAGUCUUGUGUGACCUGGAUUUGAAAAUUCAUAGCAAUCUUAUUCAGUGAAUCUUACCCAAUUUAGAAUAUCUAUCCAGCAACCGAUCUUUUGAAAUUUAAAUCACCUUUCAGCUUUUCCUCUUGCUCAAGUUUACAAGAAUUUCUUGCAUCCCGUCCUGUCUGACGCACGCUCCUCGCCGUCAGUUUGUGACACUCUGAGUGUCAUCUCAGCCAUUCAUGUGCCAUUUCUCUCAGGUUUUCUGAACGGACCUUGCAGUCCUGAACAGGUGCACACUCUGAACAGAUUGUAUCAUGCAGUCAGACUGAAUCAGUCUUGCUCGGUCUUAAACCUGCGCCUAACAGAUCCCUGUUCUGUUUUUAAUACUGUAGGCCUGACUUUGUGCAAUGCAAGUAGCUCAACAUUUUGUGAAACUCAAGGAGAACGAGCCUUGUAGGGACAGCUAAUCUUAAUGGAUUCUGUGGCCAUUUCUCAUUCUCCUUGAUACAGCUGAAUCUCAGCAGGUGCAAAUUCCCAAAUGAGCGUUUAUUUGGGAGACUGGGCAAAGCAUUCACUUUAUGGUACAUGUUAAUACUACGUAUUUACCUAUAGACUCUCGAUAGCAACAUAAGCAACUUUUGGUUUUCAGUUAGAACAUUCACGCAAUCCAAAUUUAAAGGUGUUUUGUAUCCUACAUAUAAACUAGUGCUGUGCUUGUUGCUCUUGCAGCUUGAGACCUUUCCUUUCUGUGUCCAAGCCACCAGCAGCGUGUUUGGGAUAAUGCAGGGGGACUGGAGCUGGGGGGACAGGAGCUGCAGGGACUGGAGCUGGCAUCAGUUAGUUGGAGGUAAAAUUACAAAUUAAAUGCAGCUAUCACAUUUCUAAUUGCCAAUCCCAGUGUUAAGGUUUAAACUUAAGAUUCAGUACCUGGUGGAGAAUACACGCCACAGGAUAAAGAAAACAGGUGACAUUGGCCUUUCCUGUCACUUGGUGCCACCUUUAACUUGCUGUCUUGUUGGUUCUGUGAUUACCAGCUUCCACUCACUACUUGACAUGCUUGGACCUGCCUGUCCGUCUGUCCAUGUUCCGUUUUCCUUUCCUGUUCCCUCCUGUUCUCACGGUGCUGUGAGUGACCAGGCGGAGGGGCCAGCAGGGUCUGUCCUUCCCAUGGGCACAGUCACUGCAGCCACGUACAAAACCUCAUCUCAAAAGAAACUGAACAUGAAAACUGGGGGUUACAAAGCAGUUUUAAACAUGGAGCAGAAAAUACUAUAAGAAGAUGUGAUACUAUUUAGGUGCUUCUUUUCAAGUUGCAUUUGAUUUGAAAAAUUAUAUUGUUUCACUUUUUUGUUCUAAGUGCAAAGCCUGAAUUAAAGUACAGGGAAGUAAUACUUACAUAAAAUGAUUUAAUUGGUGUCUCUUGGCUUAAUGUAGGAGGUUUCUUGGGAGUUCUUUGAAAUGAAUAUUCCAACUGAACUUGGCAGCACCACUUUUAAGAUCCUUUCUCUUUUGGAAUGUUGAGCUUUGUAUCUUCUGGUGUAGACCAGUUUUCCCAAAGCAAUUACUGACAUUAACUAAUGAUCUUUAGCAUCUAAGAAAAUCCCAUCUCUACCUGGGUAGUGUCACAGCUUGCCUAACCGGGAGCCAUUUCCAGCCUCUCUUCUCACUUAGGAUUUUACUCUCUGAUAUUUGUGGUCGUCUCCAGGGCAAACUCAGCACAAGCGGCCCUGUGGAGGAAUUUGGCAGUUAGUCCUCAGUAAGACAUAAGCAUUGUGAGUAAAGAGCAAAUAUAAUCAAUGUUUUAAGUAGGCUGAUAAAGAUUGCUUUGGGAUCCAAUGUGUCAUCUGCCGUUGGAAGUUUAUGGUUCUAUCUGGUCAUUCCCACGCGUUCAGUUAAAUGACAAUUCAAUGAUGUCCUGUCAAUGGAGAUCGAUCCCCGUUGUAUAUCUGUGUGAUUCCCUGUGAACGUUCUGGGCUGUGAAGUUGUGCUGAGUGCUUUGCUGGCUUUACUAACCAGGGACUGACGUGCCUGUAUGCGAACUUGGGUUUCCCCAGCACAGCACCGCGUUUCCCUGGCACAAUGCUGCGUUUCCCCCACCGCGGGGCUGCUGCUCCUGCUGCCCGGGCAGCGUCUCCCCCACAGCUCUGCACGCCCCUCCCCUGGCAUCCCCCUGGGCCGUCCCUUGUCCUUCCUCAUGCCCGGCACCCCAGGUUUCUUCAUCUCUCCUUGUCCCGAGUCGAGUGUUCCUUCCUUUGCUCUGUGCAUCCCAAGUGCGACCGGUUCCGGGGUUAGUGUUGCAUUGGGAACGCAAAGUACAUCACUAAACCUCAUGUGGGUUUGAACGGAGAUGGAAUCUUGCAUGGAAAUCUUGUAUUACCCACAAGCUUUUUGUAUCAAGUUUGAGAUUAAAGUAAAUAAUUAAUUUCCGUUCACGAUGCUGAUGAGAAAUGUGUAACUAAAAUAAGAAUGUUAUGAUGAUGAAAAAGUGACCUGGAUACAAAGAACUAGAUAAGGAACUGUUAACAUGCAAUACAUCAUAACUGGUAACACGUGGAGACAAUGUGCUGAACGCUGGACUUACGCAGUUCUAUCUGCUCCCUCACACAUCAAGGGCCAGAGAAGCAGUUCCCCUGCGGUUCCCCUGCUGGGUGCGGGCACAGCACCUGUUCCCCAUGCCCACUGCAAGGUUUGGUUCCAGACUGUCCUUCCUCUGUUUACUUUUUAUUCCUCUAGGACUUGAUUUUUUCCAACGCAGCUGUUUCUGUUUUCAGUUCUGUACUCCAGCCGUCUGCACCGUUAGGAUUGGGUUGUUAGCACCUUGUUUUGCUCAUUGAUGUCCUUGUCACUGGGGGAGGGAGGAUGGGGACCAGGAGAGCUGUUGCAAGUCUUGUAUGAAACAUACAGCUGUGUUACCUUCUAGCCAAGGAUUCGCUUUCUGUGGCUCAUGGAAGUUCACUAUGUCUUAUCUGUAUUCUAAGCAGUUAAUUCUUUGGUUUUAUAUAUUAAAACAAAAACAAGUCUUAGGUGUGUGUGUCCACUGCAGAUUUAUUUUAAAUGGAAUAUGUAAGUACCAUGUAUUAUGGUAUUUUUAAAAAAAUCUAUUACCUAUUCCAGGGGAGGGGGAGAUGACAUAUUUAGUCUUAGAUUUGCACUGCUGGAUUUUUUUAAGUGUAACCUUGACUGGUUAUCUUAUUGAUUUAUUCUGUAAAAUUAGUCUUAUGAAUUAAAGUUUGAUAAUUAAGUA